Ahaetulla prasina is the source of this 6656-nucleotide messenger RNA. Its product is annotated as acyl-coenzyme A thioesterase 1-like. The transcript has 3 exons. Gene Ontology annotation, molecular function: fatty acyl-CoA hydrolase activity. NCBI's taxonomy places the organism in Eukaryota, Metazoa, Chordata, Lepidosauria, Squamata, Colubridae. The record is from RefSeq and is a predicted model, not a curated record. Gene Ontology annotation, biological process: acyl-CoA metabolic process; fatty acid metabolic process. Bases 1307 to 2668 code for a protein of 453 amino acids.
GCCCUAAAAAGCACAUUGAAGACAUCUUUCUACCACGGUUAGACUCAAAUGAGGAAGAUCCUAGACUGAGAAGGCUUUUUAAAAAAAUAUUUUUGUUUUUAAAAUAACAGGAAAAAAAUCCCAAAAGCAACAAGACACAAAAAGACACAUUUUUAAAGAAAAAAAUACAUAACAAGUGCUUAAAACGAAGUGAAAACUUAUUCAUUUAUUUUUUUGAGCCCUAGUAGAGAAUGCUUAAGAAGUAAGCCGUAAGUAAGUAAGAAGGGGCCGGAAUAGCUCAGGCUGUUAAGAAGCCUGUUAUUAGAACACAGUAGCCUGCAAUUACUGCAGGUUCAAGCCCGGCCCAAGGUUGACUCAGCCUUCCAUCCUUUAUAAGGUAGGUAAAAUGAGGACCCAGAUUGUUGGGGGGGCAAUAAGUUGACUUUGUAAAAAAUAUUCAAAUAGAAUGAGACUAUUGCCUUAUACACUGUAUGCCGCCCUGAGUCUUCGGAGAAGGGCGGGAUAUAAAUGUAAACAAAACAAAACAAAAGUAACUCAUUGUCCAGAAUGCGGCUUAUUCUUUGCUAAUAUACCUGCUGCAUCAAAUAUUAAUCUGGGCCACAAGCACAAAUACUUAAGGCAAGGAAAAAACUUUCCAUAAAAAUAGUCAAAAUGGCUUCAACAACUUCAUUAAGACUUUGGGGGGUACAUACUACAUACUCUGUAUUUUAACCUUAUUCAUUCACUUACUGUAAUGGGAGUUGCAGGCUAGGUUAAACGUUUUAGAUUUCUCCCCCCCCAAAAAAAAAACCCCUCAUCCUUGUCCGUUUGUAAACUGAAUUAAUAUAUUAAUACAUUAAUACUGGCUUCGGAAUUCUGGGAAUUGAAGUCCACACAACUUUACAAGUUGCUGGGAUUGUGAAGCACUGGCGUAGAUCAAUUGCUGAGUUGCGUUGCAAGUUUUUAACAUUUUAAAAAAUACGUCAGGUUUAUUCUAAACACACUUAUCUGAGAACAAUAUUAUUGCAUGUCUAUGUAGCACUGAAGUCCAGGAAGUUCGGUGGAACUUAGCUGCUUGCAACUAAAUUUAUCUAGGACUGAAAGAAAUAACAUCCCACCGAUGUGUUCUUCCUGACCAAAUUACCAACCGCGAAGAACGCGCUAGGAGGAGUCAGUCCAAAGCGGAAGAAGGAAGACCAGGCUCAUCGCAAAGACGGGGCUGCAAAGACCCGAUCCUUGCCUUGCCUUGGCCCAGAAGUGCCGAGGUGUUAAUUAAUUUAGCUUGGGAGUCGCGGAGGCAGCAGGCGUGGCCUUGCUUGCGAGCAAAAUGUUACGAAUCUGCUUGAGUCACUGCUCGCGAAGGACUUCCAUUGUGACCUCCGAAAGUUGGCGGAAUCGGCGGGCGCGCUUUUCCGCCUCUGCUUGUCUCAUGGAGCCUCGCUUCAGCUUUUCUCCCGCCGACCACAGCCUCUUCGAUCAGCCGCUGGCCAUCUCGGUGGAAGGGCUCCGGCCCGAGCAGGAGAUCGGGCUCCGCGCGUCGCUGGAGGAUGAAAGGGGGGAGCGCUUCGAGUCGCACGCCUUCUACCGAGCAGACGGCGAGGGGCGCUUGGAUUUGCAGCGCUCGCCGGCGCUGGCCGGCGGGACCUUCUCGGGUUUGGAGCCGAUGGGGCUGCUGUGGUCGCUGCAGCCGCUAAAACCCUUCAGGCGCCUGGUGAAGCGCGACGUCGAGCGCCCCUUUCGCCUGGAGCUGGAGGUGUUGGAAAGGCUGGGAGCGUCUCUGCCUGGUCAUGUCCUGGCCAAGGGCUCCCACGAGCGGAGAUUUCUGGGCGAGGGGGUGAAGAGACUCCCGGUGCGGGAAGGGAGCAUCCGGGGCAUUCUUUUCCAGCCACCCGGUAAAGGCCCUUUUCCAGGUAUCAUUCAGUUACUUGGAACUGGGGGAGGGAUUCCAGAAAGUUCAGCAUGUCUGAUGGCCAAUCAUGGCUUUGCUGUAUUAGCUUUGGCCUAUUAUGGGUAUGAAGAUCUUCCUAAGGACAUGCCAGAAUUGCGUCUGGAGUACUUUGAAGAAGCUGUCAAUUAUAUGCUAAAACAUCCAACGGUUAAAGGUCCAGGAAUUGGGAUUUUGGGACAUUCCAAAGGGGGUGACCUCUGUAUCUCCAUGGCCUCGUUUUUAAAAGGCAUCACGGCAAUAGUCACAGUUAAUGGUUCUAUAGCCAAUGUAGCUACACCAAUACGCUACAAGGAUAUCACCAUUCCACCUCUUGGCAUUAAUGUAAAUCGAAUCAAAAUUGAUCAGAAUGGGAUCUAUGACAUUAUUGAUGUCCUGAACAACCCACUUGAGGGUCCUGACCGCCAAAGCUUAAUUCCAUUGGAGAAAGCUGAGGGACGCUUUCUUUUUAUAGUGGGAAUGGAUGAUCAUAAUUGGAAGAGUGAAUUUUUUGCCAAUGAAGCUUCCAAACGUUUACAAGCUCAUGGAAAAGACAAACCUGUAAUCAUUUGCUACCCUGAAACAGGUCAUUACAUUGAACCUCCUUAUACACCACUGUGCCCUGCUUCAGUCCACUUUUUGGUGGGCAAAACAGUGAUCUGGGGAGGGGAACCCAGAGCACAUGCAGCAGCGCAGGUGGAUGCUUGGAAGCAGAUUCAAGACUUCUUUCAUGAAAUUCUCAAUGACAGCAAGAGCAAAUUGUGAAUGAAUUAGUUAUGAGCUGGGUUUCAGCAUGAAUAUUUGCUAAGCUAAAUACUGGGAUGGGAGAAUAAUGCUGGGAAUGAAUGUGAAAUGAGGGCAAGAAGAAGGAAACAAAGGUGAUAAAUCCCAUUUGAACAUUGUUUAUCUAGUCUUCAAAUAUUGUUUCUACAUUCUGUAUUAAAAUCCUGAAGACUGGGAUCUGCAAGCAGGUAAGAGCACCAGAUGGUGGCCACAACAAUGUGAAUUUGAUUUAUUGGUUUACUUGAAUCUAUAUGGCCACCCCUUUUACCACAGUGACCUUGGGUUGUGAGCAGUUUAAAUGGAAACCACCCUAGAAAACCUUAAGACACAUAAUGCUAAAUAUAUAAUUCAAGUACAAACACUAGCGGAAAAGUCCUUGGAUCCGGGGGGGGUGGGGGGAGACCAUAUGCAGACAAUCAGGUUCAAAGCCCCAGCUCAUUCCAAGUGACAACUAAAUUUUUCAGCCAGAUUGCCCCAGACCUUCAAGAAUAAUCAGAAGCUCCCUUUGGAGCCCAACUGGGCUUAAAUGAGGAACAGCAUCAAGCACUGAGCGCACAUUCUCUGAGAGUGACCUGCCCCGGGACUCCGUUUCUGCCUGCAUUUGUCAAUGCGUUAAAGGUAGUUUUUUUUUUGUUGUUGUUUACAUUUAUACCCCGCCCUUCUCCGAAGACUCAGGGCGGCUUACAGUGUAUAAGGCAAUAGUCUCAUUCUAUUUGUAUAUUUUUACAAAGUCAACUUAUUGCCCCCCCAACAAUCUGGGUCCUCAUUUUACCUACCUUAUAAAGGAUAGUUCUCAACUUAUAAGCACAACUGAGACCAAAAUUUCUGUUGCAAGACCAUUGUUAAGUGAGUUUGCUCCAUUUUAUGACUUUUCAUGCCACAGUUAAGUGAAUCACUAGUUAAUAGCAUGGUUGAUAAGUGAAUCUUGGCUUUUCCAUUGACUGCUUGUUAGAAGGUUGCAAAAGAUCACAUGACCCCGGGAUAUUCCAAUUGUCAAAAAUAUAUGCAAGUUGCUAAGCUUCCAGAUGUGGAUUACAUGACCAUAGGAUUGCUGUGAGUGUCGUAAGUGUGAAAAUCCUAAGUCAGACAAUGUCGGCUGGCGACCCCCAGGGGGAGGGCCUUCUCUAUGGGGGCACCAACCCUCUGGAAUGAGCUACCACCGGGUAUUUGCCAAUUCCCUGAUCUCCGGACCUUUCGACGCGAGCUGAAAACAUUUCUGUUUCAUCGCGCAGGAUGGUUUUAAAUGGGGGUUUUAUUGGUUUUAAUUGGUCUAUCCAACUUUGCAUUUUUGCUUUUAAAUUGGUUUUAACUUUUAUAGUGACUGUUUUAUUUUGGCUGUAAACCGCCCUGAGUCCUUAGGGAGAAGGGCGGUAUAGAAAUUUAAAAAAUAAAUAAAUAAAUAAAUAAGUCACUUUUUGUAGUGUCAUUUGCAACUUCCAUCACUAAACGGAUGGUUAUAAGUGGAGGACUGCCUUUAAUCUUCCUGCUCACCCUGAACCUCUCCCCAAUAACAUACUAACCUCUCCAUCAGGCUGAUUUUCCCAAUCACCCACUUUUAUAUAUGUUGUGGGAGGUUCAGUCACAUGGUCAUGGACUUCACUUUGACUUGUUUUUGACAAAUACAGAUUUUACUCUUCCAAAUUAGGAAGAAAAAUUAUUUGUAGGUUCAAUUUCUUUAAAUGGAUGUGUAGGUUAACAAUUUGGCAAUUUUGUCUUUAACUUUUAAUGACUGCAGUUACUUUGAAUUUAUAUAAAACAACCUAAAAUAUUACUGGCAAAGAAAAUUAACUUUAAAAAAUGAAGUAAACAUAGUGAAAUAGGAAUGUGCCUUCUUCUCUCCAAGUUGUUUUUAGCACAAGAAAGAAUAACUAUAUGACUGAAGAGUUUGCUGUAUAAUAUUCAUCUGCAAAAAUAAUUAAAUUGCACUUCAGAAGAUAAUGUUCUGAAUGCGUUUGCUGCUUCUGUCAAAGGCCAACUGGAGAAAAGGACCAAUCAUUUCAUCUUUUUUUUAUUUAUUUAUUUAUUUAUUUAUUUAUUUAUUCAAAUUUGUAUACCGCCCUAUCUCCCGAAGGACUCAGGGCGGUUCACAGGCACAUAAAAAACAUUUAUAUAUAAUUAAAAUAACUAUUAAAAAACUUAUUCUAAUGCCAAAUAUUAAAAAUAUAAAUAUAAAUCUUAAAACCAAAUUUAAACCCCUGUGAAUUUAAAAAUCUAUAAAUUUAAAAUCUAAAUUUAAAAAUCUAAGCCAGUCCUGCGCAGAUGAAUAAAUGCGUCUUAAGCUCGCGACGGAAGGUUCGGAGGUCCGGAAGUUGACGGAGUCCUGGGGGGAGUUCGUUCCAGAGGGUGGGAGCCCCCACAGAGAAGGCCCUUCCCCUGGGCGUCGCCAGACGACACUGUCUAGCUGACGGCACCCUGAGGAGUCCCUCUCUGUGAGAGCGCACAGGUCGGUGAGAGGUAUUCGGUAGCAGUAGGCGGUCCCGUAGGUAACCCGGCCCUAUGCCAUGGAGCGCUUUAAAGGUGGUUACUAACACCUUGAAGCGCACCCGGAAGGCCACAGGUAGCCAGUGCAGUCUGCGCAGAUAGUAAAUAAAAAUUGAUAGUAUAAAUUAACUCAUCCUAAAUUAUACAACUUUUGUUAUGCAGAAUAAUCAAACUCCCUACUACUGAGUUAUGUCACUGGAGCAAGCUGUUAAUUUCUGGCUGCAGUCCAAUUUAGGAACUUUCCUAUUUUUCAACUUUGCUUUAAAUUUUUCUUACUUUGUUUUUAAAUUGUUCCUAUUUUUAUUCUUACAAAAUUUCAUUGCCUUUGUUGUUAAAAUUAACAAGAUAACAUGUGUGUUGCUGCCAAGUUAAAAUGAGUUUUAGAAGUUCAAGAAAUUCUAAAUUGGUAUUUACAGAUCCAAACAUGUGAUUCCUCGGAUAACACUUUUUUUUGCACUGUUGGUGAAAUGUUUCAAAUGAAAUAAAUUGCUAAUACUUGGUAAGACGUCUCCAGUACUGUAACUUUUUUUUGUAAAGAUUUUUUUAUUUUUUACAUUCGAACAACAUACAUUACAUCUUUUCUGAACAGAAUAUCAGCCAGGUAUAUGUUCAUACCAAAUUUAGUUCUUUUCCAACAUCUCUUACAUGCUUUCAUCACUAUAUUUUCUCUCAUUUUUAUUUUCCUUUUUACAUUUCUCUUUAUAAAUCUAAUCUUACCUUUCACCCCAAUUUUAAUCUUUUAUCAAAUUUUCCCUCUUUCCCUCCCUUUUUUCUACUCACAUUUAUAUUAAACCCUUAUAUUCCCAUUUAAUAAUUAUAUUCUUUUAUAUCUUCUACUUAUCCAACAUCAGUCAUAUAUUACAUUUCAAUGACAAUUCAUAAAUAGUUAACAUAAUAAAAAAAUAAAAUAAAAAACAGGAAAAAAACUCAGUUUUUCUUAAUAUUUCUAAAAUAUCAUUUUAGAUAACCUUCCAACCUAAUAACCUUCCAACAUUUACUGUUAACUUUUUUUGAAUUUUUUUGGUAUAUUUUUAAUACAAACAAACAUAAAAACGUCUUCAAUCCAGAUGCAGUGUGUCAGUAGGUUGAUUACAAAUCUUUUGUGCAAUUUCAACAUUUACAUAUCAUUAAUUUGUCUAAUCUUAAAUUGUGUCAAUCUAAUAUGGAUCCAAAUGUGUUAAUCAAAUGAUCCUUUAAUUAACUAUAGUAUUUCAUUCUCUCGUGUCAUAUAAAUUAUUCUAAAUUAAUAUUUUAUCUUAUUACAUCAUUCAUUCCAUCAUCUUAAGUCAAUUUCUAUUCUUCCGAGCAGGACUGGCUUAAAUAGGGUUUUUAAAUAUGGAUUUUAUUGGGGUUUAUUUUAUAUUUUGUAUUGUAUUUUAAAUUUUAGGCCAUAUUGAAUAAGUUUUUUAAAGAGUGUUUUUAUUGUAAUAUAUGGUAUUAUUUUAUCUGCCUGUUCACCGCCCUGAGUCCUUCGGGAGAAGGGCGGUAU